Molecule: messenger RNA, 705 nt
Organism: Didymodactylos carnosus
Lineage: Eukaryota; Metazoa; Rotifera; Eurotatoria; Philodinida; Philodinidae
Source: the annotation of a GenBank genome assembly
AUGCGAGCUCGGUUGUUUAAUUCUUAUUCAGCAUCAGUUCAAUUUGAAAUUGAUCAAUCUUAUCUACACUUUCGUAAUUGUCAACAAUACCAGUUUACUAUUACACGAAAUCGGGAACAAAUCCAUUAUAUGCCAGCUCAAAAUUUUACCUUCUGGAGAAAUUCAUUGGAACUUCAACAUUUAGCGGUCGGUUUUUAUAAUGUGUGCGCCAUUAUAUGCAGUGAACAAUUCGUCAAUAACAAUUCGAUUGUGACGAUAAAUUGUCUUAACUUUCGCAGUCAGCGUUCGUAUUUUCUAUUUCUUACUUUAUAUUUAUUAGUGUUUUCUAUCUUAGCAUUUUCACAAGUAAUGUUUACAUUGAGAAAACGACGAUAUAAAGCACAUAUCAAAGCAGCAUUAACAGAUUUAGAAUUAGCUCUACAACGUUUUCAUUCGUCAUCAUUAGAAUCAGCACAUGAAAACUUUACAAUCCAAAAUUUGCUCUUUGCUCCUAUUCAAUCAACUGAUAGCACCACUGACGAAAAAAGCGUUAGUCAUUUUGCUCAGCCGGCUAAACAACUUCUCAGGCAUAACAAUGAUGCUCAUUAUACAACUAUUUCCCAACUACUUUAUAAUGCCCAACGUUUAGAAAAUCCAGUGGAAGAUGAGAAAUCGCCGCCAGAAACAACUGAAUAUUCAAAUGUUUUACUUGAUUCAAAAUAUUGA